GCUAGACCUCCCCACCCCAGUCACAGCUGAGGAGUGGAGGGGGUGGACGCGCGCUCUUCCUCCUCCACACACUUCUCCCCUUUUAAACCCUACCUGUUUGCCCUUUAAAUCAGUGGUACCUUGCUCCUAUGCCGUGUGAAUGAUGACGAUGGACAGUGGUGACAAGAGUGGCAGCAGCGGCGGCGGCCAGCCACGCCAGUCCUCCAUGUGGAAGUCGUACUUAUACCAGCUGCAGCAGGAGGCGCCCAAACCUGCUGCUGUCCUGUGCACCGACCGGCCACCAGACAGCCCACCCCACUAUGGCCUGGAGUACCACGGGGACAUCAGCUCCAACCAGUGCCAGUCCCUGCUGACUCAAGACGGGGCUUACCUGGUGCGCCAGAGGAACAAGGCUCGAGGCUUCUACACCCUCAGCCUACGGUUCAGCAGGCAGGUGAAGCACUACCGCCUCUUCUAUGAUGCACAGAAGCACUACGUUGGGGAGAAGAGAUUUGACACACUGCAUGACCUGGUGGCAGAUGGACUGGUGUGCCUCUUUAUUGAACAGCGGGCCGGGGAGCAGCUGAAGGCCAUGCAAGUUGCCUCAUAUGCUGACUCCCCUUACUACACCCUCACUCGUGCCAGCAGGGUUCCCAAGUCUCCUGCAGCUGGCAAGGAGAAUGACCUGCCUGCCGUGGACAGAGUGCAUGGGUCAACAUUUUACAUUGGGUCCACCCAGGAGAGGCAAGCUGGCUGCUCCCCAGACUCAGCCAGGGAGGUCAACACACAAAGGCCUCACAGGUUCAAUGUCAACACCUUCAGUGGCCUUAUCUGGUGUGGCUUCUGUGGUCACUUCCUGUGGGGAUUUGUGUCUCAGGGAGUGAAGUGUCAGGACUGUGGCUUCAAGGCUCACAAACAGUGCAGCUUUAAGGUUCCCAACGACUGCUCUCCAGACCUCAAGCACCUACAGAGCAUAUUUGGAGUUGACCUGACUACUAGCCUGGGAGGGAAGGGAGGCCCAGGGUCAUCAGAGGUGCCGGCUGUGGUGACAGAAUGCAUCUCAGAGAUUGAGGCUCGAGGUCUUACAUCAGAAGGCAUCUACAGGGUGCCAGGAUCCCAGGACCAGGUGGAGGCACUCAAGCUGGCCUUUGAGAGAGAUGGCGAGAACGUGAACCUCAAUGAGAAAGCCGUGGGGGACAUCAACGUGGUGGCUGGCGUGCUGAAGCUGUACCUCCGUCUGCUGCCCAUUCCUCUCAUCACUGCACAAUGCUUCACGCAUCUCCAGAUAGCCUGUAAACUGAGUGACCCUGAUGCCCGAGUGUCCUCCAUAAAGGAUUCACUGCUCUCUCUGCCCACCGCCCACUAUUCCACACUCAAGGCCAUCAUUCUUCACUUGGGCAGAGUGUACAAGCACAGCGCAGCCAACAAGAUGACAGCCACUAGCCUCAGCACUGUCCUGGCCCCAACACUGAUCCAGACUGCUCCGAUCACAGAGACUCUACAGCCGGCUGACCUCCUGGCACUGGCCAACUCAUCACAGGAGCCAAGGGUGGUGGAGCUGCUCAUUGUGUACCACCAGGAUGUCUUUGAGGACACCACCACAGCCUGAGGCACACUGAGAAUCUCUUAAAGCUGACAGAUGCUACUUUGCUCGCUGCCUUACCUCAUUCUUCCCAACUCAACGUUCUGGCCUCUCAUGUUCAGUGUCUUAGUGUUCUUGUGAUGCCUUUUCCUCGUGUGAUUUCAAGUCCAUCUUCUGAUUCUUUUCUUCUCAUGAGUUCAUGUGUACUCUUGCCUCUUAAAGCUGAUACUUGGCUGCCUUACCUCAUUCUUCCUGACUUAAAGCUCCAGCCUCUCCUUUUCAUUGUCUAAGCAUUCUUGUGAUGUCUGUUUCUUGUGUGAUCUUCAAUCUUCCUCCUGAUUCUUUCCUCAUGAUUUAUUUUUUUCUUCUCACGAGUUCUUGUGAACUCAGGCCCAUUCUUUUUAUUUCUGCUUUAUAUCUGUUAUCACAUUUCUGCAUUAACUUCCAUUUGGUUGGGUACUUAACAGCUCCCCCAUAGCUUACUCCUUGAAGCAGAAGGAAAGGGAGUGACUCACAUUCUGUUAUUUAUCGUAAUGUUAUUUGUCACUGUUGUAUUUCCAUAAUAUUGCACGGGAGUUGUAGAUGUGUAUGUUUUUAUGUAAAUGUCUAUAUCUUUACACAAGAUUGAGAGUCCUCUUAAAGGGAGGGAACCCAGAGAAGAUAUCGAGUGAGAGGACAACCUUUUUGUUGAUCUUUAUUGCAAAAUUUAUUGUGUUUGUAGUGUUGCAAAGUAAAUCCCUGGAGAAGCUUUUUAAGUGCCAACAGCAUCCCUGAAUGAUGUUUUGAUGCUUCUGCUAAGUGUAAAUAUGUAAAUGACCAAUGACAUGCCUGCAUCAUUUUGAACAGUUGCAUAAAUGGCAUGAGUUGUGUUGUUUGAGGCCCUUUGAUUGUUGCCUGUAUGUUACUUUUAACGUUUUGUGUUUAGAUUCUCUGAACCAUCUCUUUUGUUUCUGUUGUAACAUAAUGGUUAUUCUUGAUCUUUACUACUCCAGGAAAUUAUCAUUUGGCAUCACUGUUCUGAGAGGAAUUUAUAAGAUAUGCAAAAGGUUUUAUUUUGCAAGAAUUCUGUGAUUUCGUGAACUAAGCUUUAACUUGCAAUAUAUUGAUAUACAGAGGAACCAAAGUACUAAUGAUUAAUGUUCCUAUAAGCUCUAGAAUUAUAUAUAACAAUUGCCUUACUCCUUAAGCUUUUAAGACUGUGUGGCUAAAGCUGCAACGGCAACUGAUUUUCUUUUAGGCAUAGAAGUUAAUUUGUAACCAAUAUCCAUUUUAUUAAUAUUUACAUUUGUACAGCAUAAUGAGAUGGCUCUAGUCCUUGGCCAAGACUCAUGGACACUGUUGUGGUGUGAAGACCCAUGCCGGGAAGGUUGGGUCUGCCAUUGUCUGAUGUUUACCUGAUUGUUUUGUGUCAAAUGUCCUUGAGUACACGGCACCUGUCAUGGCUCCUCUCCUGGCUCUCUCCACCAGGCUCUUAUUCUGUUCAUGGAUUGUGUGCAAGCCAGCUUUAAUCUUUGAAGAAGAGUGCAUUUGUUAGUGUCCAUCCAGGAACUUGGCAGCUUUAGACUCAUGGUGCUCUGAUAAAUGACAUAUGCAUAUGUAUCAACGAAUUGGGGGGAGGAACUACAUUAAUACGUGAAUUGGUUUCCUCCCUUUUAUUAUGCAUCAACUUGGCUCAGUGAGAGAAUGGCUGACCUCUAACUAUGUAGGGACUGGCACCUUCAGUGGGGCUGUUUCUCUCUCUCUCUCUCUCUCUCUCUCUCUCUCUCUCUCUCUCUCUCUCUCUCUCUCUCUCUCUCUCUCUCUCUCUCUCUCUCUCUCUCUCUCUCUCUCUCUCUCUCUCUCUCUCUCUCUCUCUCUCUCUCUCUCUCUCUCUCUCUCUCUCUCUCUCUCUCUCUCUCUCUCUCUCUCUCUCUCUCUCUCUCUCUCUCUCUACAACACAUUUUACAUGAAACAAAAUCUAUUCCUGACAUGUAGUAUUUUUAAGAACUCUUCCAGUGGGUGACCUCUUCUCAUUUCUAUCUUUUCUUUCUCUCAUUGCUCUAAUCCUCCUGUUCCCUGGUUGUGUACUCAGAGUCACUGGCUGUGUGUUUCUUAGGGAACUGACGUGUACUCAAGCACAUGUAGCAGUUCACGCAACAGACACGCCCCCAAUACCCUCCGUCCCAGAGGUGUUCCUUACCCCACUCCACUGUGAUGGCUUCAAAAUGUGUGACAAGAUAUAUACUUUUGUUAGUUAGAACUCAUACUAAGAGAGCCCCAAAAGUGUGAGUAGAAUCUUUAUGUGUGUGUGUAUGUUGUUGAAAUUUUGGACUUUUGUGCAGCGUUAUUACUGACGUAAAAUUAGGCAUAUAUGUAUUGGCUGUUUUUUGAAUUGGCUAUUUGUUGCCUCUAAAUUUCCUUUGUAUUGUGAAUUUUCGUGACAUUUUACUCAGCAGGUUUGGUAAAACUCAAUCUGUAUGGAACUGAUAUUCCCUUGAGAAUGUUGGAGGGACACUCAGACAUGCAGUGGUCAAGUUUUUUGAGGAGGAAUAUUGUAGUGGUUUUAUCUUGAACAAAAAGGGGAUGCAUUUUGCAGAUGUUGUCUUCCUUCAAGUUGGUCUGUUAGUAGAACACAAGAUGAAUAGCUUUGCAUUCAUCCAGAGUAAUGAAGACCAAGACUGUUCUCUUCUUGAGUGACUCUCUUGUUCUGUUGUGCUCAGGGUGGAGCCACUGACUGGGUGGAAUAGCCUUAUGUAUGUAAAAGGAGAGCAUCGGGUCCCAAACCUCUGUCAGUCAGUACUGGUCCCUGCAUUCAAAACAUUCUGUGAUCAGCAGAGUAGCUUCUUACUUUGCCUUCUUAACAAAUAAGUACAUGUAUAACUUUGCAUACAAAAAAGAUGGGGAAAUUACUGUUUAACUUAUACGAUAAAAGCUACAUUAGAUGAAAUAAUUCCUGAAUGUGAUAUCAUCAGUACCUUAUGAAAACAAACGUGCUUUUCAAAAAACAAACAUUACCAUAAGAAAAUUAAGAGUACGAAAACAUUAGACGUCACCACACCGGUAUCCCUUUAGAGACUCCAUGUACCCUCCAGACCCUCCCCCAUACUCUUGUCUGGGAAGCUGCAUAUUAGGAAACCUUUUGCCUCUGCUCCUCAUCCGUGUUUACCUCUGCCUCAGCUCACCCACAGGGCCUCAGAUGGUACAAAGCCUUACUAUGUUUUCAUUGUUUGGGCAGUCAGGAUUUGGUUGUGUUCCAUGAUGAACAGUGUAAGGAAAAUGUAGCGUUAUAGUUAUAUUUGCCAGUUAUAAAAUGAUGGCUCUCUUUAAUGAUAAUGAAGAUAGUGUAGUGUGCCUCAGCAAGAGAGAGAGAGAGAGAGAGAGAGAGAGAGAGAGCAACUAGUUAUUGCAUUUAUAUUCAUCCUAAGAUAUACAUUUUAAUUAUUCCAUUUUUUAUAUUGGUAAAUGAUAAUCAGGAGUAGCUUGGUAGUUUGUUGUCUUGCUUCUGAUGAGAGUUUGUGGACACCAGGAUGACACAUGAAGCUUCAGGCAGUGGGAAAGAUUACAGCACCACAGUCUAGUUUAUUUUUAUCAAAUGAGAUUGUCCAAGCUGCUUCUGUGUAGACUGCCUUUGUGCAUGUAUUUGUUCAAGGGUUAUGAUGCUUCUAGUUUUACCUUAGAUCUGAUUCUCUGUACUGUUCUGCGUCUUGAUUAGGAAAUGUUUGCUGGGAGACUCCAACUGCAAACUAUUCCACACACACACACACACACACACACACACACACACACACACACACACACACACACACACACACACACACACACACACAGCUUCAGUGUUUUGUAGCUGUCAUAAACUAUAGGAACAAGAGAUACAUAAGAUAAACUGAUAACUCUUCCACAAAUGCAUUUCUUAGUGACUUAAGGCUUCCAUACAGUAUCAUGUAUUACAAAACUCAGCCAGCAAUACAUACACAAAUGCACAUGAACUCAGCACAACCAGAUGUGCACAGUACAAUCACACGGCACCAUUAAUAUAUAAGUGAUAAGGGAUGAGGGUUUGUUGAUCUCGCUUCAUUGCUGUUAACUCUUUCACUGCUGCUUAGCAUGUCAUUCACAGUCACAAAACAAUCCUGAAACUUUUUUGCUUUGACCUCUAAUCAUCAUACAAGCUAGAAAUUGGGAAAUACAUUAAUUUUAUCCCUUUUUCUGUCUUGUAGGGCCUUGUAAUGAUUUUGUAGUGUAAGUCCUGUAGAUUGUUGUAUAUUUCAGUGAAAAGGUUAAACUGUUGUCCCUGUAGCAACUGGAGGGAGCUGAGACUUACCUGUAGGAGUAGCUGUGUUCCAAGUCCCGGUGUGAGAGGCCUUUGGUGCUCUGAGCCUAAGUGUUCAUGUUUUGUGUCUAUGAUUGUAUUAUGUACAUUGAUUUCUCAUUUUAGUUCGUAACAGGAAUUGAACAGUGUAAGAAAGACCAUGAUGUAUGGUGUUUUUAUUGAGGCAUCAUGAUGAGUAGCAACACACAGGCAAGAGCUUCAAAAUCACUGCUUUUGGACAAUUUUUCAUUUGUGAAAUUUGUUUUUUUGAAGUGUCCCCACAGCACAGCCAUUAGUUGUGUGAGAACGUAGUGGUGGUUGGUUGAACACAGCAGCACAGAAUCCUUGCAAGUGUCCCCACAGCACAGCCAUUGUUUGUGUGGGGACAUAGUGGUGAUUGGUUGAAAAUAGCAGCACAGAAUCCUUGCAAGUAUCCCCACAGUACAGCCAUUGUUCAUGUGGGGAUGCGGUCUUGGUUGAUUGAACACGGCUAUGCAGAACCCUCAACACAGCGCAAGGUACAACACGAGGCGUGAUGUGACAGAGUUGUUACAGUUAUGUCAUUUGAUUUGUAGAUUUUUCAAGAAUUUUUGUAAUAAACUCUUUGGAACCUGACUCAA
Molecule: messenger RNA, 6469 nt
Organism: Scylla paramamosain (green mud crab)
Lineage: Eukaryota; Metazoa; Arthropoda; Malacostraca; Decapoda; Portunidae
Product: N-chimaerin-like
Exons: 10
Coding region: 140-1588 (482 amino acids)
Biological process (GO): regulation of GTPase activity; signal transduction
Molecular function (GO): GTPase activator activity
Source: RefSeq, a predicted model, not a curated record